This is a messenger RNA of Anopheles aquasalis, 1325 nucleotides long. RefSeq lists its product as uncharacterized. The record is from RefSeq and is a predicted model, not a curated record. Lineage: Eukaryota; Metazoa; Arthropoda; Insecta; Diptera; Culicidae.
GGUAAAACCAAAGAAGGCUUCGCUAUUCUCCUAAAAACACUUUUCUUGAUCGUUUGCUGUUUGGGUUAAGUGUUAAGUGUGACCUUCCGCAAAAUAAGCGUAAUUUCUUCUGCGAUUCCUAUUCAGGAACGUUUGUAUUUAGUAAAUGGACAAUGCGUUGGCAGCCGGCUCGGGAGAAGAUGAGUUCGUCAUUGAGUCUUCGCAGGCCCCAAACCUUCGUGUUCGAAAAAGACAAAUAUGCUACCGUGAAUCUGAUCAAUUAUCGGCCAAAAAGAAAAGUAAGCCAAGGAACCGAUCAAAGGCUGCUCCUGCUGCUAAGCCUGGGAACGGAGAGGUAUCCAAAUCGAAAUCAAACGAUCCUAAUCCAUCGCAAGCGAUAUCAGAUGAGUUCAUUCAACUGCCCGAUACACAAUCGCUAUUCGCCGGAAUAGAAACGUCGGUAGAUCUGUUCAAAAAUCAAGAGCAACUAGCGGCACUGUACGUAAUACAACAAAAUGCCAUGAUGCAGCAGGAAGAAGAAGAAUUGGACCGGCUAUUACAUGGAUUACGAGGAAGCUACGAAGUGGCUAGCAAACGGGUUCCCAAGACUCCCUCUUCUCCUGAAAUGGUCAGUGUGAACGGUGCGACGUACCCUAGGAAAGGGAAGGAAAAUGUUUCCUUUACAAGCAAAUGUACCCAUCCCAGCACUACCAUAGAACGACCUACGUGCUCCAAUUUAACUGCCAAUUCGGAUGCAGUUGCCGAGCAGAAACGACCAGUCGAAACACAACACCAAUCGAAGUUUGAAAUACAGUCGGAACCAUUGAAUCUAUCCACGGCGCUGCCUGCUAAGAAAGCUUCGUUCGCAUUUCCUCGUCCUGUGGCAGCGUCAACUCCGAGGUACCCAAGAGUGCUGCAACCUUUCGUUCAACGUUUCUCGAAUAACGUGAAACAAACCGAAAGACCGAAGCAAAUAAGUCCAUUACAGCAAAGUGUAUCCUCGACUGUAACAUCAGCGCAGGAAGUGGGCAUACAAGCAAACGUCCGACCGCGAUACAGAAAUGCAGGAAUACAGAACAGAACGGAUAAUUGCUUCGAAAUCACGCGGUACAACACUAUCCUGCUGGCGCGGGAAUUCCGUAUCGACCCCGAGCAGCUACGCAAAAAGAUGAAAAGAAUCUGUAACAUACCAGUGCUACAGCAGCAGCCACUCUGGCAGAAACGCAGUUUGAACGAUGUUUUCACUAACAACGACCCCUACUAUGCAAACUUGGAUUUUUUCAUAAAAGAUCGCAGCUCUCGGUUUUCAUGGGAAUGAUGCACGGAAUCACGCCGACGGCGGAAAA